AGCGGAAGAAAGGGAGCGAAGGAAAUGGACGGUUAGGAUUGAAAAAGGAAAAAAGGUCACCAAAAUUAAUCACUUGAUGGUGUUUCGGAAUCUAAUCGGUGUCAAUAAGAGGACGGAAGGGAUCGACUGAAGGAGUCCGGCGCUCAGUUCUUUUUGGGGUAUAGCUUUCCUUCUUUUAAGUUCUUCUACGGGCGAUCGCUACUGCACGUUGGGACUUAUCAGCGGCAGUUUUGGGAUACAGCUCGUCCAACCUUGCAACUAUUAAAAGCAAUAGCAUGGCAACAAAUAAUCUCUCAAGCUCGAUUGUUCUUCAACUUCUUACAAAUGAAAAUUAUGAGAAUUGGAAAGCUUGGAUGAAAAACUAUUUGUUGGCUCAUGAUCUCUGGGACAUUGUCGAAGCAACCACGGAACCUCCUAAACCAGAAGAUGAUGUAGUUGAAUUUAAGGCUUGGAGAAAAAAUAAUGCUGCAGCCUUACAUGCAAUCCAAAUUUCAUGCGGGUUGGACAUACUGCCUGAGAUUAGGGAAAUCGAUUCUGCCAAAAUUGUUUGGGAUAAAUUGGCUACAAUGUACGGGCCAGGCAACUCAUCAAGCAUCACAGCUGACCCCUUAUCAAACAUCCAAGGGGAAGGCAGUAUAAACAACGACCUCCUUCAGCAUGAGCCCUUACGUACGGCCAUCAACAAUGGUGACUGGGUUUCUGCUAACGAUUUCCUUAGCCGCCACGAAAAUGCAAAGAGUGCAAAAAUUUCAGUCAAUGGACGUUCUGUUCUUCACGUGGCUGUGUUUUCAGGACAUACGGAAAUUGUGGAGAAGUUAGUGGAGUUAAUGUCCGCAGAGGAAUUAGCAAUAAAAGAUGAUUAUGGUUUGACAGCUCUAGCCCAGGCUGCUAUUCUACAAAAUACUCGGAUGGUAGGUUGCAUGAUUGCGAAGAACACUCAUUUGCUUAACAUCCCAGACAAUUUGAAUCGUAUUCCACUUGUAAGGGCUCUGGAGUAUGGAAACAUUGAAGUGGCUCGCUAUCUCUACUCUGUCUCUCUGCCAUUUCAAACAUUAAGCGACAUCGAUGCUUCCAUGGUUCUUACCCAGUUGAUAAAUCUCAAUAAUUUUGAUGUUGCUCUGCACUUGCUCCAGCGUUGCCCAGCUUCUGCUGUUGUUCCGAACAACCAUCUAUAUAAUACCCCUUUGGCCGCGUUGGCUUGGAAAUCUGCAGCAUUUCCGAGUGGGAACCAGCUCGUGUUUUGGAAAAAAUGGAUCUACGCAUGUUUACCCAUUCGAUCAGCACAUCCCAUCACUGAAAUUCAGAUAGACAUCCACAAGCAAAAUAAACAGAAAAAUGAUCAAGUAAAGACUAGUGGAUCAGUGCUUUGCCUAUUGUGUUGGCCAGCUUCGAAUCUCCUAAAGCUCUUGGGAAUCAAGCAAAUAUAUGAAAUGAAGUUGCUCCAUCACCAAGCUCGUCAACUUCUACUUCAAUUGUGCAGUCAAGUAAAGCAAAUGGAUGUCUAUUAUGUUAAUAAAGCCAUCUUCCAAGCCAUCAAGGGAGGGGUUAUUGAGUUUAUUGUUGAGCUAGUGAAAGUAGAUCACCAGCUUCUGUAUACCUUUGAUGAAAUGGCAAGAAACAUAUUUUAUUAUGCUGUCCUACAUCGCCAGGCUAAAAUUUUUAGCCUUAUAUACUGGCUUGAUGGGAAAAAUUCAAUUUCAAAUGCUGUGGAUACAUCACGAAACACUAUCUUGCACAUGGCAGGGAUGUUAGAACCUUCCACUAAACGUGAUCGCAUUGCAGGCGAAGCUUUGAAGAUGCAAAGUGAACUUCAAUGGUUUAAGGAGGUGGAGAGAAUUUGCCCUCCUAUAGAUAAAGAAUUUCGAAAUAAUAUGAUGAUGACAGCCAGAGAACUUUUUACUCAUAACCACAAGGACAUGGUGAAGGAAGGAGAGAAAUGGAUGAAGGACACAGCAAGUUCUUGUACAGUGGUAGGAGCUCUCAUUAUUACCAUUAUGUUUACCGCAGCAUUCACUGUUCCAGGUGGUAACAAUCAAAAUACUGGGUUCCCAAUGUUCAAAGAUAAAAAAUUAUUUACUGUCUUUAUCAUAUCAGAUGCAUUAUCACUCUUUUCUUCGUCAACUUCAGUAUUAGUCUUUCUGGGAAUCCUUACAUCGCGUUAUGCAGAAGAAGAUUUUCUACGAUCCUUGCCUACAAAGAUGAUAACAGGACUUUCUACUCUUUUCUUCUCUAUUGCAACUAUGAUGAUCGCCUUUUGUGCUGGUCUUUUCAUUAUGCUUCCCGAAAAAUCAUGGAUGGUCAUUCCGGUCAUUUGCCUUGCUAGUGUUACGGUCAUCCUAUUCGGUUUUAUGCAGUUUCCCAUUCUUUUCGACAUGAUCAAGUCAACAUAUGGACCAGAAACAUGUCUGCUGGUAGUCCACAACGCAGAGUCCGACAGAGGACAGAUGGGGAUUUGGCAGCCCCGAGAGCCAAAAUUAUGAAUAGAACUUUCAUUUCUAAAUGGAACGUUGUUCAUGCAGAUAUUAUGGUGGCUCCUCUGGAUAUUAUCCACAACAUUAUCUAGACCUACCACUGGGGCUACCUCCACAACUGUGCCUAUGUAGUCCUCAUCAAAUUGGUCCGACUUUUUUAUGCCAAUCUUGAGGUCGUGCAAGAUGAUGGCUGCGGGUUGGUUCUUCAGUCCUCUAUGGACAAACAUAUUAUUAUGGUUGAUCCUCAAGUUAUCAGCCAGAUCAUUGGGGUACCCAUGCUCUAGCUGCCUACCAGCCCAUAUAAUGAGGUCGUCUUGCCUCCUUCUCUGGAUGAUCUCAAAGAAUUUUUCCAGGCUAUCCCUCAGGGUGAGAAGCGUGCCACUUCCAUCAGGAUCAGUGCCCUGUCUGCUCCACACCGCAUGCUCUCCAAGAUCAUCCUGCACAAUAUAUGGCCUGUUACUAGGCGCAAUGACCUCAUUCUGAAGAAGGCACAAUUUGUUUAUGUCGUCUGCUUAUGCUUGCCCUUCUGCCUAUGCAAGCAUAUAUUGGGAGUUAUCCUAGAGGCUCGUGAUGAGGGCAAUACUGGUCUUCCUUUUGGCUGUCUGCUCACUCAGAUCAUUUUGUAGUCAGGCAUCAGUGUCACUGGCGAGCCCAAGAUGAAGAUUCAGAACCCCAUCAGGAAGUAGACGCUGAUGAAGUCCAAUGCCCAACUGAGGCGAGAUGAUCAGGAUGAUGAACCACAACCCCAUCCUAUCCAUGUAGUUGUACCUGAUAUGGCAUCCUCUUCUCCGACUGCUCCUCCACCCCCACAACAGGAUGGCGGCUAUGCUAAGAUAUUUGGAGGCUUUGAUUGCACUACAGGGUGGUAUGAGCUCUAUGUAGCUAGCACUUUCAUCUUUGCAGUAGGAGGUUCACUCGAUCAACCUCCAUGUGGAGCAGAGCCAGCUGGAGAUCCAGAAGUGUGUAAUGUCCAAGAAAAUAUUUAAUGGGUUUAUUAAGACUAAAUAAAAAUAAGUCUAUCUAG
Alnus glutinosa is the source of this 3495-nucleotide messenger RNA. Its product is annotated as ankyrin repeat-containing protein NPR4-like. The transcript has 9 exons. The record is from RefSeq and is a predicted model, not a curated record. Bases 276 to 2480 code for a protein of 734 amino acids. Gene Ontology annotation, molecular function: protein binding. Lineage: Eukaryota; Viridiplantae; Streptophyta; Magnoliopsida; Fagales; Betulaceae.